Ochlerotatus camptorhynchus is the source of this 2721-nucleotide messenger RNA. RefSeq lists its product as uncharacterized. The transcript is spliced from 2 exons. Lineage: Eukaryota; Metazoa; Arthropoda; Insecta; Diptera; Culicidae. The coding region runs from base 1 to 2721 and encodes 906 amino acids. The record is from RefSeq and is a predicted model, not a curated record.
AUGUUUAUUGGGCGGAUCGAUCUGGUAUGGUGUGCGAGUAGACGUUGGCUGUCCCGACGGCGGAAAGGCUGGAUGGUGGUUGCCGGAUGGCGGUGGCCGGAUGGUGGGGGCCGGAUGGUGGUGGCCGGAUGGUGGGGGCCGGAUGGUGGUGGCCGGAUGGCGGUGGCGGUGGCCGGAUGGCGGUGGCCGGAUUACGGUUGCCGGAUUUCGGCGGCUGGAUUGCAGCGGUCGGAUUUCGGCGGUUGGAUUGCAGCGGUUGGAUUGCAGCGGCCGGAUUGCGACGGCCGGAUUGUGGUUGCCGGAUGGCGGUGGCCGGAUGGCAGCGGCCAGAUUGCGACGGCCGGAUUGCGGCGGCUGGAUUGCGGCGGCUGGAUUGCGGCGGCCGGAUUGCGGCGGCCGGAUUGGAUAUCAACCCGGUUGAUCAUCUUCUUGAUGCUAGCGGCAGGAACAGGGUUCGAACCGGGUGCAGUGACAGCGAUAACCAUCACAACGACGGACGCCAUGCUGGAAUCGACACAGACGACCAUCGCGGCCGAUAUGAUGACCGGGCUGGGUGGCGAAGCGACGGUCAGCGAAAAAUCCGACCUGGUCGAGGCAGAAACAAAAGAUCCAAAAAAGCUGGAGAUUAUCAAGCAGAUCAGGAAGUUCAACAACGACGGCUCGUACACGGUGGGCUACGAGGCGGACGAUGGCACCUUCAAGAUUGAGAGUCGAGAUGUGCUGGGCAAUGUCAAGGGGACCUAUGGGUUCAUUGAUGAAAAUGGAGCGAUUCAGAGGGUUUCGUACAAUACACAUAACAAUACUGGGAUCAAAAGUGCGACCCCUCCUCAGGUAACAGAAGAUGUGGUCCAUAUUCCACCUAAGUUCAAUCGGAGUCACAUUGGUGCACCAACGACGAGAAGACCUCCAUCCUAUCAUUCCAGCACUUCUGCUCCACAACGAACGAGCGUGAUCCAGACAAUUCCAAGAAAGCGACCACACAUGACUUCAACGACGGAAAAACCUACAUCGAGAAUGGUAGAUACUACCAGUUCGUACGAACCAACGACCGCUUCCAGUCAUAGCACUUCGGUGCACACAUCGAAACCUCUGUUGAUCAUUCGCCCAACACCGCUGCCAUAUUCAGCGAAAACAAUCGAACAGCUGGCAAGGCCUGACAAACUGGAGAGUGAACACAUAUCCAAGAUCUACCCGAAGGCUUCUCCGUUAAGGCAGAAGGAACCGGAAAAGAAGCCAGUUCGGGGAAAUUUCCUACGACGACAGUUGCCACAAGACUCCGAAGAAGAGUUUGAAGCACAACAGCAGGUUGUAUAUGGCCAAUCAGCUGGCGAAGAGAUUGCCAGUCUAUUCUCGGCAACUCCACCCGGGCUGAGACCAAUCUACUCGACUACUCCAAAUCCCAGAAUUCCUGCUGCAGUGCUGGCAGCUCGCCAAAGAGCGGCUCAAAUUCAGAGCCUAAUCACCAGCGAACGGCCUUCUACCACCACAGAACGAGUCUACGCCAAACCCCCUCGCAAGCAUGAGCCAGCUCCAGUUAUGUACGAGCCAGCUACGGAGCCAUCGUCAGAAACUAGCUAUGUCACCGAAAUGCCAGUAUCCGUAGUUCAAAUUCCCGCAAACUCAAACCGAGAGGUCACGGAAGCUGCUGAAGACGAACGAAGAGUCUACCGGCAGCGACCGAUUGAAUUCCGACCUCGGGAGGGAUAUCGCUACUCACCGGCUCAAGAUCGAGCUGAAAGAUACCGCGUGCCACUAGGAAUCCCAUCACAAGGUCGAGCCUUCCCAAUACCUGACCAGCAGCAACAAUAUCUACGAGAGCCAACGCAAAUCCCCGGUCGAGGACAUCAAAUUGCUCCGGAAAACUAUCCAGCAGAAGACGAAAUCAACAACGUAGCAUACCGGCAACAACGUCGACCACAGGGUCCUCCACCUGCUCCGUACACCCAAACUCAACAGGAGGCUCCCGUUAACAACGUACAAAACGGUCACAGUUAUCCACAGCAGUCUUACCCUGUACCAUACUCCUAUAACCCCUAUCGAAACCAGUACCAAAACCCUGUCAACCCGUACUACGACUUCCCUGACCGUCCUCUAACAACCCGUGACUUUGAACGAAUCCUACAAAUACUCAUCUUCCGACACCAACAGGUUCAACAACAGCAAGCCUUCCGAUUCGGAGGUUAUUCCAAUCCCUACUACGGUGGCCCAUCCUCCUACGCACCACCCUUCAUUCCAGGACAAUUUGCCGGAGCUGGUGGUUACCCGGCACAGAUUCCCCGACCUCCAUUCUACAAUGCAGCCCCGACCGGAGCAGGCUAUUUCGAUCCACGCUAUCAAAACCCCCUCUACAGUCCCUCGAACAGCAACCGGCAGUACUCCGGUGCAGGUCAACAAACUUCCACCGCCGACUACCAGCAACCUCAGGAGCUGCAAGGAGCCUACGGACAACGACGGCGGCAGUACAACCCACGGAUCGAUCCCGACUUCCAGGGAACGUCCGGAGCCGCAGGCCACAUUCAACCGGAGCUUAUUCCCCCGGAUGUACGGGAAGAACUGCUCUACCGGAUGCUGAUGUUGGCGAUUCAACCGGAACCGGCAUCACAGGGAUUCAACGGGAAUUUGAUUCCAGCCGGAUCGGUCCCGAGGCCACAGACGACGUCCGCUACGCCAAGCUACAGUAAGAAACCGGUGCGGAGUGUACAAAUUCUGGGAGAGGAGUAG